AUGGAGGAGAUUAUGUCUGUCAUGCAGUGCGCGCUUAGUCUUUUGAAGAACAUGGGGCUGGCGCAGUGCAUGGCAGGCCCGGAAAGCGUGGUUGGCCGGUUGUUUGUGCCUGCGAGCCAGCUGCUUGAGGCCAGGGCGUACCUGGACCCGUUUCUCAGCGCGCAGGCGGAGAUGGAGAGCCUGCGGCGCCUGGACGAGAUUGUGGAGCUGCAGAAGGAGCUAAACACCGACAUAUACGAAGCAUGCAGCAACGAAUCCGACUUUUCAAAUGACGGCAGCGGCUCAGACGAGCAUGCGGCGCCUGGAGACUUUGUGGAGUUGGGCCCGCGGCGGAAGCGGUUCAAGAAAAGCCUUCUUACAGAAAGCUCUGUGUCGUGUGCAAAAUACAACUACCCAUACAAAACUCUGUGCAUGCUCUUUCUGGCUCUUGCAUACGACCCCGAGAAAAAGGCGUACGACCUGCAAGGCCUGCGGAACCGGAUUGGAGACACGGAAGGGGCGGAGCGCACAAAGGCGUUUAUCCAGAAGCUGCAGGCCCAGUUGGAAGCGUGCUCGUUUUUCGGGGCAUUCAAGGCUGAAGAUUGGAGGUGUUUGGGCUUGGGGGACACUGUGCCGGCACAGUUUGGCAGGCUUACAGGGUAUGUGAGCGCAAGAAUCCUGGACUCGGUGCAGGCGCUUGCUAAAAUAACUGGGCAGCCAGAGGGCGUGGUGGAGGGCCUGAAGCCGGCUCCAAAGGACUGGAGAGAAAUGAGCCAAAGAGUUCUGCACGGCAACGAGGUCGAGCACAUUUACGCGCUUCUGCGCCCGCUGGCUGUGUGCAAAAUGGCGGGCGUGCACGUCUGGAGCUACUUGUACAACUCAGACUACAACCGCGCCGUGCUCACACUAACGCACCCGGCCAUAGACAGCGCCCGCAGGCAGAUUCUCAAGGUGACCUUCUGCAGCCAGUACACGAAGGCCAGCAUCCAUCUGCCAAGCUCGCGCCUUUCUGCGCGCAUGCUCAAGGACAUGGAGCAGCUGGCUGCGCAUUACAGAGAGCAGGCGUUCUUUCCGAGCUUUGUGUUUGCGGAGUGCCUUGACACGAUGGUCUUGCGAUGCAACAGCCGGCACGCCCCGGAUGCAGCCCUCAAGAGGCUGCAGAAGGCGGCCAGAAAGGCCAUAGAGCGCAGCCCGAACGCGCCCAACCGCGUGCUGCUCGCGCUGCCCAUUGUGGGCCAGGAGUUUCGGAAGCAGGCUGUUUCUGUGCUUCUGAUGUGUGCGUUCGCAGAAGGUGUUGUGCUGACUGCCGCCCACCCAAUAGUGCGCCUGGCCGCAAAUGUGAUAGGAAGUGCGGACUACGAGUCGCUGUGCUAUGGGGACGAGAUUUUCUGUGUAGCCAUGUAUGCAAAUAUGCCCAGCCCGCUCCGCCCGUCAGUGCAUCAUCUGCCUGAGAAGCAGCUCAAAGACUUCAUAGACGACCUGCCAACGCCUGAGUAUUACGGGCUGUACUCCCAUGAAAGGGCGAGGGUGCUCACGAGAAAGAUAAUCAUGGAGUACCUCCGCGCGUAUGCCGUGCAGGCCAAACAGCCUCUGUUCGAGUGCAAACAUCUGAAGGGGCACGAUGCCCUUAAAAAAAUAGCGUACUAUUUGCUUGCUGAGUCUCCUGCGGAGGCGCUGCUGGAGAUUGGCGCGCUGCUCUGCGCAGGGCAUAAAGGCGCAGAGCUAGAGAAAGCCAAAAGGCUGUCCGAGACGAUAAGCUUUACUUCUCUGCUGCUUCUGCUGGCCGACGAGGGCCUGGCGAAAAGCCGCAAUGAUAUUUUGCAGGUGUACAGCCUUACAAACCUGGCGUGCAUUCAAGACAACAUUGACAGCCUGUGCUAUUGGGACUCGGGCACGCAGCAAAAGGCAGCCGAGUUGAUGGAGGACAGCUGUAUAAAAAGCGCGCUGCAGAAGGCCGGCGGGCCCGUGAAGUUCGCGGCGCUGCAGCGCAUACUGCAAGAGCUGCGCACGGCUCUGCAGAGAAAUAGGGCGUUAUAG
Messenger RNA from Nematocida major, 2016 nucleotides. RefSeq lists its product as uncharacterized. The record is from RefSeq and is a predicted model, not a curated record. The transcript has a single exon. The coding region runs from base 1 to 2016 and encodes 671 amino acids. Lineage: Eukaryota; Fungi; Microsporidia.